AUUAAACAAAAAGACAAGUAGAUGUUAGAAAAUCACUGCAGCUGCUGGGUAAAACAAUCAAUUAAUCUCCUGUUUGGUAUUUAUGGUGUCCAUCCUGUGAACUAACAACAAACUGAGGUGGUUGUUGUUGCUGUAGCUUACUGUGGAGCGUUGCACUGCUGAACUCUGAAACUUUAUCUAGUCCGGGCUUCUGUCAGUGCAGUUGUCCUGAUUUCCAAGUCCUGGCCCCUCCCUGUUCCUGGUUCCUCCCUGAUCUUGGGCCCUUCCCGAUCCUGGCCCCUCCUUGAGCCUGGGUCCACCCUGAUCCUGUCCCCUCCCAGGAGGGCUGAUGGAAAACCUGCAGACACUCAGGUGCACGUCACACGGCUGCAGACAGACGAGACGCAGCUCAUCCUCAAACAUCCAGACUCUGAUUCUGCUGCGACUCGCAGAAAACAAAACAGUUCAUCCUUCUUCAUGGGAACACCUGAGCUUUAAUUCAAGGAGACUCUCUGCAGGGAAAAGAGCUCAGCAGCAGAUCUGACUCUGAAUCUUCAGGCUGUCCUGAGCUUCCAGCAUCCUCCGUCCUCGCCACAAUGAGUUGGGGGGCGCUCUACGCCCAGCUGGGGGGCGUCAACAAACACUCCACCAGCCUGGGGAAGAUCUGGCUUUCUGUGCUCUUCAUCUUCCGCAUCACCAUCCUGGUGCUGGCCGCUGAGAGCGUGUGGGGAGACGAGCAGUCGGACUUCACCUGCAACACGCAGCAGCCCGGGUGCAAGAACGUCUGCUACGACCACUUUUUCCCCGUGUCGCACAUCCGCCUGUGGUGCCUGCAGCUCAUCUUCGUUUCCACUCCAGCUCUGCUUGUAGCCAUGCACGUGGCCUACAGAAAACGUGGCGACAAGAGGACCAUGCUGUCCGCCAACGGCACUGAAAACACCGAUCUGGAGAUCCUAAAGAGGAGACGUCUGCCAAUCACAGGCCCGCUGUGGUGGACCUACACCUGCAGCCUGUUUUUCCGGCUCAUCUUUGAGGGUGGCUUCAUGUACGCCCUGUACUCCGUCUACAACGGCUUCCAGAUGCCCCGACUUGUGAAGUGCGAGCAGUGGCCUUGCCCCAACAAGGUGGACUGCUUCAUCUCUCGGCCGACGGAGAAGACUGUCUUCACCAUCUUCAUGGUGGCCUCGUCGGCCACCUGCAUGGUGCUGAACGUGGCCGAGCUGGGUUACCUCAUCGUCAAGGCGCUCGCACGCUGCCUGAACAGGUCCAACAAGAGGAAACACGCUUACUCUGAAAACGUGUCGAAGGACAACAAGAAGAACGAGAUGCUGCUGUCAUCCUCCACCGAUUCUUCCAGCAACAAGACGGUGUGCUGAACAGCAGAGACAAACUCAGCCGGAGCUGAAAUCUGAUCCAUCUGAAGUGACUCUGAGUCUGUAGGAACAUAGUGCAGAACCAACAGAGCAAUCAGCUGUUUGGUUGCUUCAAACAAACUGAAACUAGUUCAGAAUUGUUCUCGUGGAGUGCUUUGGAAAGAUUAUGYAGAGCUAGAACUAUCUGACCUCUGGUAGCUCUUUGAACAACCUUUAUUUCUGACUGGAUUCACGAGCGAAAGUCUGACUUUAGUUUAAUUUAAUUUUUAAAGGGAAGAAGUUGAGUGAUGGAGCAUCUCAGGCUUCAAGCAAUUGUAGCAUUUAAAUUUCAGGUUCAGAUUUAGAUGAGUUUCAGAAAAGUUAAGAACAAAUAAUAUCUUACCUGUGGUAGAUAAAUUUUUGAACAUCCUCAUUUUGGAGAAACAGAAUUAAAUGUCAUAAAUCUUUACACAGCUGCUAUUUUCCCAUAAGUAUGUACAAAAAUUAGUGCUGGAACUCGUUAUCUGUAGCACUUCUAUUUUAGUAUGUAAUACUUCUGGUUGGCAAUAAAUAGGGGAGACCGGGGACAGUAGCAACAAGGKACGGUUGCAACAGGUCAUUUUUCU
Molecule: messenger RNA, 1957 nt
Organism: Austrofundulus limnaeus
Lineage: Eukaryota; Metazoa; Chordata; Actinopteri; Cyprinodontiformes; Rivulidae
Gene: gjb8
Product: gap junction protein beta 8
Exons: 2
Coding region: 576-1355 (259 amino acids)
Biological process (GO): gap junction-mediated intercellular transport; cell-cell signaling
Cellular component (GO): connexin complex
Molecular function (GO): gap junction channel activity
Source: RefSeq, a predicted model, not a curated record